AGCGCACUGUGGAACAAAACAUUCAACCGACACAAAAACACACAGGCUUCCAGACCCAGAAUGGAGCAGAAGACAGAGCAUGUCCAUGUCCGGGCCUGAGGCGGACCAGUCCCAACAAAGCCAGCAGUUUCAGCCCACAUGGAAAUCAUAUGACCAUGAAACCCGCGGUGCAGAAGCUGUAAGUGUUCCAGACUACCGCCCUGACUGGAAACAUGAGCCCCGCGGACACAGGGAGGACCGCAGCCCUGUGCGUCCGCAUCCUGACGCUCCUGACGCUCCUGGAGAACUGCAGCGGACUAGCACAUGAGCCAGAGGGAUUUCCACCAGGUCUUCCUGAGUAUGAAGUGGUUCACCCCACUAGAGUAGAUGCCAAAGGUCACUUCCUGUCCCACUUCCUGGCUCACCACGCUCAGCGAGUGCAACGUCGGGAUACGUCAGAAGCCCCGGCGGACUUAGACCGACUCUUCUAUCAUUUGUGGCACCGGGGCCAUAGUCUGUACUUCAAGCUCACCCUGAACCCACACCUGUUGGCUCCAGGCUUCCUGAUAGAGAGGAGGCACCGUGGCCUGAGGGGGGCCCAGGUACAGCCCCCUGCAUCCACCCACUGCUACUUUCUGGGGGAAGUAUUAGAAGAUGCCAGCGUUAAAGGGCAGGCAGCUCUGAGUACCUGUGAUGGACUGACAGGAUUUUUUAAGUUCUCUGAUGAGGAGUUAUUUAUUCAGCCUCUGGAGAAGUCUGAUGAUAUGACCUCAGUGCCUCAAGCUCACGCCAUCUAUAAACGCCACACCUCUCCUCCGUCCUGGACUCCAGUCGUCCAUCCUGCCUCAGGGACGCAACCUCUCAACAGUACCUGUGGAGUCAAAAAUUCACAUCAAAGUUUUGAAGCUGCUGAAAGACAGCGGGAGCGCUGGGAGUACCGCCAACAGAGGAGAAGGAGGAGAAUUCAUCAACGAUCAGUCAGCAAAGACAAGUGGGUUGAAACCUUGGUGGUGGCUGACCCUAAAAUGGUGGAGUACCAUGGGAGCAAAGCUGUGGAGCCCUACGUACUGGCUGUCAUGAACAUUGUGUCCAGUCUGUUCAGCGACCCCAGUAUUGGAAAUUCAAUCAACAUUGUAGUUGUUCGUCUCAUCUUACUGGAGCAGGAUGAGGAUGACUUAAAGAUCACACAUCAUGCUGACAACAGCCUGAACAGCUUCUGCAAGUGGCAGAAACAACUCAAUAUGAAAGGAGAUGAUGACCCGCUGCACCAUGAUGUCGCCGUUCUGCUCACAAGGAAGGACAUCUGUGCUGCCAUCAACAUGCCUUGUGAGACGCUGGGUCUGUCCCAUGUGGCUGGGAUGUGUCAACCACAUCGCAGCUGCAGCAUCAGCGAGGACACCGGCCUCCCUUUGGCCUUCACUGUCGCACAUGAGCUGGGACACAACUUUGGGAUUCAGCAUGAUGGCAACGGUAAUGACUGUGAGCCCAUUGGGAAGCGUCCUUUUGUCAUGUCCCCACAGCUCCUGUACGGCACCUCCCUGCCCAGGUGGUCCCGCUGCAGCCGCCAGUACAUCACCCGCUUCCUAGAUCGAGGCUGGGGCUGGUGUCUGGACGACGUUCCCGCCCAGGACAAACUGUCCGUCCACUCUGUGCUUCCUGGUGUCCUGUACAGCGCCUCCCACCAGUGCCGCCUGCAGUAUGGAUCUGGAUCAGUCCUGUGUGAGGACAUGGAUGACAUAUGCAGCACUCUGUGGUGCACUGUGGGAACCACCUGCCACUCCAAACUGGAUGGAGCUGUGGACGGGACCAGCUGUGGGGAGGGCAAAUGGUGUUUGAGUGGGGAGUGUGUCGCAGUUGGAAGUUCCCCUGGGAGCGUGGAUGGCGGCUGGGCAUCAUGGAGCCAAUGGUCGCCCUGCUCCAGGACAUGUGGGUCUGGGGUCCAGAGUGCCCACAGAGACUGUGACAACCCUGUGCCUAAGUAUAGAGGGAAGUACUGUCUGGGAGAGCGACGCAGGUAUCGGCUCUGCAACACCACCCCAUGUCUUCAUGAGCAGCCCAGCUUCAGAGACCUACAAUGUAGUCACUUCAACAGCAUGCCCUACAAGGGCCAGAUUUACAGCUGGGUAGCAGUCAUCAACAAAGUCAGUCCCUGUGAACUGCACUGCCGUCCGCUGGAUGAACAUUUCUCUGAAAAGAUGAGGGACGCUGUUACUGAUGGGACUCCAUGCUAUGAGGGCAGCAAAAGCCGAGAUAUGUGCAUCAACGGCAUCUGUAAGAAUGUGGGCUGUGACUUCAUGAUCAGCUCAAAUGCUGUGGAGGAUCGCUGUGGGGUGUGUAAUGGUAAUGGAUCAACCUGUACAACAGUGAAAAGAACCUUUGAGGAGAGUGAAGGACUUGGUUAUGUAGACAUUGGACUGAUACCAGAGGGAGCGUGGGACAUCCGUAUUGAGGAGGUGGCUGAAGCUGGGAAUUUCUUGGCGCUACGAAGUGACAACCCCAACAAGUAUUUCCUGAACGGAGGCUGGACGAUUCAGUGGAAUGGCGAGUACAAGGCAGCUGGAGCAACGUUCACUUAUGAAAGGACAGGACAUCUGGAGAACCUGACCUCUCCUGGACCAACCAUAGAACCACUCUGGAUUCAGCUUCUUUUUCAGGAGACCAAUCCAGGUGUGCGCUAUGAGUACACAAUCAAUCAGAAUGUGUCUGAAGACAAAGACAAGCCUGUUUCAGUUUUCUUCUGGAAAUAUGGUUCGUGGACAGAAUGCAGUACCAGCUGUGGCACAGGUGUUCAGAGGCAAAUUGUUCACUGUGUGGAAAAGACCACUGGGAUUGUGGAGGAGUACUUCUGUGACCCUUUAACCCGACCUGAGGAUAACCAAACCAGGUGUAACAAGGACCCGUGUCCACCCAUAUGGUGGGUUGGUGAGUGGCAGAAAUGCUCAUCCAGCUGCGGGAGCUCAGGUCUGGCUAAAAGGACAGUACUUUGCAUUCAAGCGCUUGGCGUGGACGAGCAGAAAGCCUUAGAGCCCAGUGAAUGUGAACAUAUGCCCAAACCGGAGGCCGUAACCUCCUGCAACACACACAUGCCAUGCCCUGCAGACUGGACGACCAGCAACUGGUCAAAGUGUUCAGUGACCUGUGGAAGUGGAGUUCGCCGCCGAAAUAUAAGUUGUUCUGGAAACACAGGUGUUGACUGUGACCAUCAAAAGAAACCCACUGCUGUUGUGACCUGCUCCACUCAGGACUGUCCACAGGAAGUGGAUAACUUCGGCACCACUGACUGGUCUGGGAGCGGCUGGUCAAGCAAAGAGGUGUUCAAUGAAAUCAGCUCCAUACCUGAAGCCAACCCCCCUCCCAAAUACACCACCAGAUCUCAGCCUCAGGGUCAUCAGGAUAGAAAUAACAUUGUUGAGGGAGAUUUCCACUACCACAAUAACAUUGAAAAUACUGAUCAUUCUCCGGAAACCACUGUCAAAAUUGAUGAUUUUUACUAUGACUAUAACUUCAUCAACUUCCAUGAAGACUUGUCAGAUGACUCUACAGAUGAACAGGAGUUGGAUUGGCCUCCACAGGAACCAAAGUCAAUCCACAGCAUGAAAGAAAACGCUCAUGUCGAAAUGACCAUAGCCCCGACAUCUGCUUCAGCUUUGUCUGCCACAGCAAAGGCCACCACUGUCUACACUGUGAAAACUGAAGAGACGCACAACACACAUUUAGACAAAGGAGAAGCAGCGAGAAAAAAAUCCAUGCAAGAAAAAUCAGAACAUUUGGAUGAUUUAUUUGCUGAGGAUUAUCUUCUGCCUGUGUCUAGCACUUACUCACCACCUCCAUCAAUAGUACCACAUUCACAAAGACAAAAAGCUAGACACAAGAAUCUGUCGUGGCCUGAAAACUUAAAAAAAAUGCCUAGACCCACUUCUGCUACAAGGCAGCCCAAACAGGAUGUGGAAUGGGAGCAAUAUGGAGAAGAGGCUGACAGUAAUUAUGAGGAAGUCACUGUUACUCCAAAAUAUAUUGUGGUCACUCCCUUACACGAAAACUCAAAACCCACAGUAGUACCUGCAACUGAGAGUUUAGAGCAGAUGGAGGAUAAUUUGGAUAAAUCUUUAACUGGAACAGAUAUCUCUCCUAACCUUUUAGGUUCUCCCCAACAGGAAACUGUGCGUCAGGUCAUGGUCGACAGUUACACAACCCAUCUGGAUGAAAUUGCUUCAGAAAUACCUCAAACCACCAUAAAAUCACUAUCACCUGAUCUCACACUAGAAGAUCUGGAUUUCAAGGAAAGUAACCAUGAGGUCUCUGAAGACAACGUAUCUUUAACUGGAACAGGACUUGUACCUCCUACAAACAUGGAAUCAGGUGCUCAGCCUUCUCCAACUUCUUUCCAAGCAGCUACAACUCAUCAGACAGCCACCAAACCAGCCUUCAGUGAAACUCCUGCAAAAGAUUUCACUUCUCAAACUCUGUUGGACGAUUUGGCUGAUUUUGAAUAUAAUGACGUAAUUGAAUCCUCAGUGGUGACGACUGGUGGUAAGAAAUAUCCUGGUCUUCUAACCACUCCACAGCCUUUUCAAACACCACCACAGCUUGUGAAAUUACCAAUACCUGCUACAUCCAUUUUGCCAACAAGUCCUCCUCAGAGCCCAGUUCAGACUGUGGCCUCCAUUAACACCUACUGGGUCACAGGCAACUGGAGCACAUGCUCGACCAGCUGUGGUCUGGGUGCCAUCUGGAGGACUUUGGCCUGCAGUACCGGCUCAGAAUCUGACUGUGAUCCAGCCAAGAGGCCUGCACCAGCCCAACGCUGUUACCUGCGCCCCUGCUCCACAUGGAGGGUCGGGGAAUGGAAUAAGUGCUCCAAGAAUUGUGAAGGCGGCGUUAAAUCACGAGAGGUUCAGUGUUUUGACAUGAGAGAUGAGCGGCCUCUACGACCUUUCCACUGCAGGGCGAUGUCCGCCAGGCCACAGUCUCGCCCCUGUAACCUUCAGCCAUGUCUGGACUGGUACUCCUCAUCCUGGGGUCAAUGCUCUGAGGUUUGUGGAGGCGGAGAGCAGCAGCGUAUAGUCACUUGUCCAGAGGAAGAUCGAUGCGACAGGGAUCUGCAGCCCAGCAACAUCCAGCCAUGUAAUAAGCAGCCCUGUGCUCAGUGGCUGACUGGAUUAUGGGGACAGUGUUCAGCCUCUUGUGGUGGUGGAGUGCAGCGUCGACUCAUAAUGUGUAUUAACACAAAGGCUGAGACUGAAAACGAACUGGAUCAGGAUCAUUGCAACCAUGAGCAGGAACCUGAGAGCACUCGGAAGUGCAAUGUACAGGAGUGUGAGAGCGCCCCCUCUGGUGCAGUUUGUAUCCGUGAUCGGUUAACAUUUCGUUUCUGCCAGACUCUCAGCUGGUUGGGCCACUGCCAUUUGGCCAAGGUUCGAGCUCAGUGUUGUAAAACCUGCAGCCUGCGUCCUCGUUCUGGAAGAACAUCUCAACGCUGAAGAAGAGCAAUGAAACCACUGGAGAAACUGGAUCUGAACUGUCACAUUUCCCUCCCUAACCUGAACCCUAACCCUAACCACAAGGUUAGAACCAGUAACACUUCAACACUCUCAUGUUUGCAGUGGUGAAACAUGUGGAAAAGUAACCUAGCAGAUCACAUCAUCUGUUCUUUGGGCCAAUCCACAUCAACUCACAUCACACUUCCAUCGUCCACUGUCUUCAUCCGUUUAUCCGGCUCCAGGUCCGGGUCCGGCUCCAGGUCCGGGUCCGGGUCGCGGGGGCAGCAGCCUCAGCAGAGAAGCCCAGACAGCAGCCCUCUCCCAGCCACUUCCACCAGCUUUUCCAGGGGAAUCCUGAGGCGUUCCCAGGCCCAUCCCUCCAGCGUGUCCUAGGUCGGCCCCGAGGUCCUCCUCUGUCCGGGACGAUAUCACACUUCAUGUCAUGGAUUUCUUCAAAAAGAAAUUAUGUGAAACUAUCUAUGAAGAUCUCAAAAUUUGGCCCUUGAAACUCCUUAUUUUUCAUGAGAGUGAAUGAAAAUAAUGAACAUCUAAGAAAUUAUAAUGAUAAUGCCACUUUUAUUUGUGUAAAUAGUUGGUGCUUGAAUCAAAUUAGGAAAUUAGGAAAUGCAUAUUUGUUAACCCUUAUGCCCUCCUUAGGCAUUUUUGUAAAUUUUUCUCUUUUUUUUUUUUUUUUUUAUUUAAUUUUCUAGUUUUUUUUAUUUGGGGAUCAAUUUUUGCAAGAACUUGUCUUUGUAGUUAUAUUUUUUGAAAUCCGGUGUCUUUUACAUGUCUGUUGUAUACUGUUGAUGCAUUUUGCACCCUCUGGUUACCUCUAUAGAUAAAAAGGUACACAUAAAAAACUACUGUGAAAUCAUCAUACAUCAAUAUUUUUUGGGCUUUUUUGUCAUAAAUCUCUUAAACAAAUUCAGCCCUGCUCAAAACUACCAAACAUUCAAUCAUUAUCAGGAUUUUAACUCUUGCCAUUUGCCUUUUCAAUUAUUUGAAUGACUUAUUCAUAAUAUAAAAACAAAAAAAUAACCACACACACACAAAAUUAAUUAUUUCCAUGUAAUUUGGCUUACGUUCAAACUCAGUGUUGUAAAUCCUGUGCAUUGGUGGGGAUUAGAGUCAAUUUGUUGCUAAUCAUCGACACAUCCAAGACUCCACCAAUGACCCAUCCCCCGACUAGUUAUUAUAAGAAAAAUAAUUCAUUUUGUGUGUUUUAUGGUAAUAAAUCACUCGUAAUUUGAAUAAUUAAACUAGCAUUUACAGGGUUAAAAUCUUGAUCCACUAUGUGCAAAUCUCACAUAUUGAUGUUUUAAUAUUCAUUUUAGUUUAAGAUUGAAUAAUGUUAUUGUAUUCAAAUUAGUUUCAGCAACAAUUGUUUAGAUGAAUAGAUGUUACAAAUCAUCCUUUGGGUUUUUCGUUCUUUUUUUUAAUCUCAAUUCAUUUAAAAUGUAAAAAAAAAAAAAAAAAAAAAAAAAAAGUGAUGUUUAGAAUCCACUCAACUAAUUUCAAACAUUCACAACUACAAAAAAAGUAUUUGCUUUAGGAUAUUACAAGGUCCAAUGAACUUAAAAGAAGUUUUCACAUGUUUUUUUUUUUUUGUCCUUAAAAUCCAUGACAUGAAAUGCUAGUCUGAGCAGAGUGGGGGGCUUUUACACCAGGAUACUGAGAAUGUAAAUAUCCUGGUCAGACUGCAUAAAAAGCAAAAAAAUGUUUUUUUUUUGUUUUUUUUUUUGUAUUUUAGAUUUUAUUCUCUUAAGCAUGCCUCUUUAUAUAAACAGCUAACUAUUGAACUAGAGCACAUGUACACAACGUGUUCAUUAUCCUUUCUGAUUGGUACAAAGCUUUCAUUUCUUGACAGCAGCAGGUUGUGUCCAGAUGAGAUCCACAAAUGUGUCUAUGCUGUGGUACAUCUGCUUGUGCACAUAUGCUUAAUCUUAUAGUUAUAAAUGACUGUUUAUGACCACUACAGCUUCUUAAAGGCUUUUAAAAGUAGUUAGUAUUACUUGUUAAAGGUUCAGAAUGCAGUUGAAGUUCAUGUUGGAGUCUGUUUUUUGCAAGUGUACUUUUUUUUGACAUUAUUAUCUUAUUUCUAACAGUGGUGAGUGCAGAAACUUGGAUGUGGUUUUUAUGGUAGAAUUAAGUGAGCAGAGGUGAAGUCCUGCCCCAUCUUCUAUGCUUCAUGAUUUGGAGGGAAAAUAUAUAUGAGGAGAGAAAAUGCAUUUUCUUAUUUAAAUGCAAAUGUGAUGUUUGUCAAUUUGAAAUUUAAUAUAAGUCAAAAAAGUCAUUCUUUGUUGUAAAUAUAGUAAAUUAUCAUGUAGUUAAUCAUCAAGUUAUCGUCCAUCAUCUAGUAAAUUACCAUCUAGGGCAACCUGGUGGUGCAGUGGUUCUUCCUCCCUCCAGCCAAAGACGUGCCCUAAUAGGUUAAUUGUUCAACAUACACCAUGUGCACAGUUAUUAGGCAAAUGAGUAUUUUAACCAUAUCAUUAUAUUUAUGCAAGUUUCCCAACUCCAAACUAUAUUAAUUCAAUUUCUUGUCGGAAUUAGUCA
Molecule: messenger RNA, 8015 nt
Organism: Sphaeramia orbicularis (orbiculate cardinalfish)
Lineage: Eukaryota; Metazoa; Chordata; Actinopteri; Kurtiformes; Apogonidae
Gene: adamts7
Product: a disintegrin-like and metallopeptidase (reprolysin type) with thrombospondin type 1 motif, 7
Biological process (GO): extracellular matrix organization; proteolysis
Cellular component (GO): extracellular matrix
Molecular function (GO): metalloendopeptidase activity
Source: RefSeq, a predicted model, not a curated record